This is a messenger RNA of Frieseomelitta varia, 1308 nucleotides long. RefSeq names its product GPI mannosyltransferase 1 (gene PIG-M). Gene Ontology annotation, cellular component: glycosylphosphatidylinositol-mannosyltransferase I complex; membrane. Lineage: Eukaryota; Metazoa; Arthropoda; Insecta; Hymenoptera; Apidae. Bases 1 to 1149 code for a protein of 382 amino acids. Gene Ontology annotation, molecular function: GPI mannosyltransferase activity; alpha-1,4-mannosyltransferase activity. The record is from RefSeq and is a predicted model, not a curated record. Gene Ontology annotation, biological process: GPI anchor biosynthetic process. The transcript has a single exon.
AUGAGCGAAUUAUCAUUUAAAGCACAUUGCGCAUUAGCCUUUAUUCUCAGAGUAACUUUAGUUUUUUACUCAAAUUUUCAUGAUGAAACUUUUCAUGUUCCGUACACUGAUAUAGAUUAUAACGUAUUUACUGAUGCCGCAAGACACAUGGUAGAAGGAUUAUCUCCGUUUGAACGAGAUACGUAUCGCUAUACGCCACUGUUGGCUUUACUUUUAACACCAAAUAUUUUCAUAAAUGAAAAUUUCGGGAAAAUCUUAUUUUCCUUUAUUGAUAUUGUGGUGACUGUUUUGAUAAAAAAAAUUUUAACUUUACAAAAUUGUAAUGAAAAAUUACAACGUAUUUGUGCCUUUACGUGGCUUUAUAAUCCUUUUACGAUUGUAAUUUCAACCAGAGGAAAUGCAGACACUAUAUCAGUUUUUUUAGUUAUGCUAACUUUAUAUUUAUAUUUGCAAGAUAAAUUCAUUCUAGCAGGUCUGUUUCAUGCUUUAUCAGUCCAUUUUAGAUUAUAUCCUAUAGUGUUUAGUAUACCCAUGUAUUUUUCUCUUCGUGACAAGAGUUAUUUCAUACCGACUAAAAAUCAGUUAAAGUUGGUAUUUAGUUGUGUAUCAUUACUAUCUUUUUUGACAGCUAUAAAUUAUUAUUUUUAUGGUUAUCAGUAUCUGUAUGAAAGUCUUAUUUAUCAUGUCAUACGCAAAGAUACGAAACAUAACUUUUCUGUUUACUUUUACAUGCUGUAUUUAUCUGCUAAUCAGCCGUCUAACAUAAUUGAAAAAAUUUGCACGUUCUCACCACAAUUGGUAUUACUGUUGUUAUUGUCAUAUAAAUGUUCAAGCAAGUCUCUAUUACCAUUUGCAAUGUUUACACAAGCAAUGGUAAUGGUGACGUAUAAUCCAGUACUAACAUCGCAAUAUUUUUUUUGGUAUUUGUCUCUUUUACCAGUGUGUCUUCCGCGGUUUGGAUUAAGUUUACGUAGAUCACUAUAUUUAUGUUUGGUUUGGAUCCUCAGCCAAAGCCUCUGGUUACUGGCUGCUUAUUUAUUGGAAUUCCAAGGGUUAAAUACUUUUACGUGUAUAUGGAUUGCUAGUUUAUUUUUCUUUGCUGUUAAUGUUAAAAUUUUAAAUGAUAUUAUCGCAUACUAUAAGUACUAAUUAGAAAUUCAAAAAAAAAAAAAAAAAAAAAAAAAAAAAAAAAAAAAAAAAAAAAACAUCGAAGUUAAAUAUAAAGAUAAAGAAAUAUGUUAUUCAUGCAACAUCAAGUGAAGUUCUGUGAAAAUAAAAAAGAAUAAAAUUGAAAAUAAGAUGUCCAAA